UGUAUAUACUCGGGUAUUUUUGUUUAAAUCCGGGUAUUGGAAUUUCGAUUGACAGAUGGGCACAUAUAUAUAGAGAGAGUGUUUAUUUGUUUAUCUUUCCGGUAAUUUGAUAACAUUGACCUGACCUGUGUUCAAAUGAAACUAUCUAUGUGAGGAGAGAUGUCUGCUUAUGGAAAUGAUUGCCAAUUGUUCUAUGACACAAGCUCAGGAUGUGAAAAGGGAGACAGAUGUCCGUUUAGACAUAGUGAGCCAGCUAGGUCGAGCUUCGUUACUUGUAAUUUUUGGCAGAAAGGGAGAUGCACUAAAUCUAACUGUAAAUUUAGACAUUCAGUAGUGAAACCAAAGCAGAAAAACCGCCAACUGAUACCUUGCUGGCAUGAAACACAACCAUCAGGUUGUACACGACCAGGCUGUCCUUUUAAGCACUCAAAACCUGACCCACUAAAUCAGUAUGGGUAUAAAGAAACACUUUCUGCUACCCCUGCAGUGGCAUCUUCGGAAACUGGUUCUGAUUUUUAUGAGCCUUCAAGGUCACCGAGUGUCCCUAUUUCUAUAAGCUGUACGAGCAAUAGUAUUAUGAUGUCGUGGACAGAACCAGAAGAAGACAGUGGUUACACUAAUGGAUAUAAAAUUGUCUAUAGAGAAUGCAAUCUUGGUGAUUCAAGAUGGAAAUCUAUUAUCACGGAAAGUAAACGAACAAUUUACACAGUAAAAGACCUGAAAGGUGAUACCCAAUAUGAGUUCAAGAUUUGUUCUAUUGACAGAGAUGAAAAAGACGGAUAUUUCAGCAACCCAGCAGUCGCAUUCAUCACUAAGUCAUCUCUAUCACAUUAUGUUAAAGGUUUAGCAAAGACAGUAAGACGUUCAGAUCCCGAAAUUUAUAAAAUUCCGUUUCAAAAAACUAAAGGUGGCACAAAUAAUGCAGCAAAAACACAGAAAUGUUAUUUUGGACAAAAGAGACCGGGCACUAGUGGUAAAACCAUAAUGCUUGUUGGAGCUACUGGAUCUGGAAAAAGUACACUGCUUGAUGGAAUGAUUAAUUAUAUUUUUGAUGUUUCCUGGGACGAUGAAUUCAGAUUUACGGUUGUUGAAAUGUCGGAUGAGGAAAAAACAAGAUACCAUGACCAGACUAAGUCACAAACUGAAUGGAUCACCAGUUAUACCAUCAGAACAAUGAGUGGAAGUAAUAUUGACUACGAUUUGCAUAUAGUGGACACUCCAGGCUUCGGCGACACACGUGGGGUUGUCAGAGAUAAAGAAAUAGUUGAUCAAAUAAGGCAGUUCUUUACCACAAAAGGAAGCCAAGGCAUUAUGUAUUUAGAUGCAAUAUGUUUUGUUAUACAAGCACCCCUUGUUCGAUUGACGCCGCCACAAAGGUAUCUUUUUGACGCAAUUUUAUCGAUAUUUGGUCAAGAUGUUGUUAAUAACAUUUACGUAUUAAUAACAUUUGCAGACGGCAAGCAACCGCCAGUUAUUGAUGCUUUGCGAGGUGCGAAAGUACCAUUCAAACACUUUUACACGUUUAAUAAUUCCGCACUUUUCUCUUCAAGACAAAUCUCUCAAGAAUCAGAAUUUGCCAGUCUCUACUGGAAAAUGGGGAGAGAAAGUUUUAGUGUAUUUUUUGAAGAACUGCGAUUUACACAGACUAAAAGCUUACAGUUGACAAAGCAAGUCUUACAACUUCGACAAAAUAUUGAAGCUACAGUUCAAGGAUUGCAACCGCAGAUUCAUGAAGGUCUGCACAAGCUGAACACCAUUGAACAAGAAAAGGAAAUUCUAAGGCGACACGAAAGAGAAAUAGAAGCUAACAAAAAUUUUAUGUAUGAAGUAGACGAAAUUCGCAUGAGAAAAAUAGAUUUAACUGCUGGAACCUACGUUACCAACUGUCUGACUUGUAACAGAACAUGCCACUUUCCCUGUCGCAUACCAGAAGACAGAAAUAAGAUGCAAUGCGCUGCUAUGAACGAUGGCCACUGUACAGUUUGUCCCAAGAAAUGUUUCUGGGAUAUUCAUCGAAACAAUGAUUUUCGUUUCGAAACCUAUUCAGUGAAGGUGAAAAGUUCUUAUGAAGUGUUAAAACGAAAAUAUUUGCUAGCAAGAAUUGGUAAAGAAAGACAAACCUCUAUUGUGGAUAGUGUCAAAUUGGCAUUCACAGAACUCUACAACAAAGUCCAGGAAAUGAUGAAUGAUGUUCGCUGUUAUAUAAAUAAACUGAAUGAAAUAGCCCUGCGACCAAAUCCAUUGAGUGACGUUGAUUAUAUUGAUCUUCUUAUACAGAGCGAAAAGAAUGAAAAGAAAUUUGGAUGGAAGGAGAGAAUAAAUUUCUUCGUUGACAUGAGAGAGAAGGCAGAAAUCAUAAGAAAAAUAGCAAGAAAAGAAACAUUCCACCCACUUGUUCGAUGGAAAAGAUGCGUUCAACAUAGUCACCAAAUAGAAGAAGAAGAAGAAGAAGAAGAAUUGUUUAUUAUAGUGCAACCUGAAUAUAAAGUAUAUCGUUACAUUAAAUACAUAAUAUAAAUCUUCAGCCAGCCAAAUAGGCUUACGAUGCACUGUUUUGAAUCGUUAUUUAUCAUUUAAU
Molecule: messenger RNA, 2578 nt
Organism: Mytilus trossulus (common blue mussel)
Lineage: Eukaryota; Metazoa; Mollusca; Bivalvia; Mytilida; Mytilidae
Exons: 7
Coding region: 160-2517 (785 amino acids)
Molecular function (GO): protein binding; metal ion binding; GTP binding
Source: RefSeq, a predicted model, not a curated record